AUGACUGCUACCACGUCUUGGGUGCCCGCCGACGCCAAGGGCGACUUCACCAUCCACAACCUGCCGUUUGGCAUCUUCUCUACCGGCUCCGACGCGCCCCGCCCCGGCGUCAGAAUCGGCGACAGCAUCGUCGACCUCAAGGCCCUCUCCAGCGACCCGGCCGCCGCCAAGCUCAAGACCAUUCAGGGAGCGGCGGCAAGCUUUGCGCAGCCGACGCUCAACGCGUUUGCGGAGUCGGGCCGGGCCGCCCACAGGGAAGUCCGCGCGGAGCUGCAGGCGAUUCUCGGCGAGGGCGGCGACGCGCUGCUCAAGAGCAACGAUGCGCUGAAGCAAAAGGUGCUGGUGCCCGCCAGCCAGGCCAAGAUGCACCUCCCGAUGCAGAUUGGCGACUACACGGACUUUUACGCCGGCUACAACCACGCCUUCAAGGUCGGCGUGCUCUUUCGCGGGCCGGACAAUGCGCUGCAGCCCAACUACACGCACAUCCCGGUGGGCUACCACGGCCGGUCGUCCAGCAUAGUCGUCUCGGGCACGCCGAUCCAGCGACCGCGCGGCCAGAUUCUGACCAACCCGACGGCGCCCGUGAAAGAGCCCAUCACCAGCGCCUGCAAGCGCCUCGACUACGAGCUCGAGCUCGGCUGCUUCAUCAGCAGAUCCACCAAGAUGGGCGACGCCGUCGACGUCAACGAGGCUGACGAGUACAUUUUCGGCUACGUGCUGCUCAACGACUGGAGUGCGCGUGAUAUCCAGGCGUGGGAGUACGUUCCUCUGGGGCCCUUCAACGGCAAGAACUUUGGCACCACCAUCAGCCCCUGGAUCGUGACUGGCGACGCGCUGGAGCCUUUCCGUGCCGAGGCGCUGGAGAACAAGACCAAGAUUCAGCCGUACCUGCAGGAGUCGCAGAAGAAGAAUGUCUAUGACAUCAAGCUGCAGAUUACCAUCAACACUGACGGAAAGACUGACGGAAACAUCAUCUCCGAGACCAGUGCCAAGAACCUGUUGUGGUCGUUCCCGCAGAUGGUUGCGCACCACACGUACGGCGGCUGCAACUUGCGGGCAGGCGACUUUUUGGGCUCUGGCACCAUCAGCGGCACGGAGCUAAAAGAGCGCGGUAGCUUGCUGGAGAUGACUGAGGGUGGCAAGCAGGACUUUGAGAUCGGGCAGGGCAAGGUGCGCCGGUUCCUCGAGGACGGCGACAGCGUGGUCAUGUACGGUUACUGCGAAAAGGAUGGCGUGCGCGUGGGCUUUGGCGACUGCGAGGGCAGCAUCCUGCCGGCCAAGGCGCUGUAG
This is a messenger RNA of Beauveria bassiana ARSEF 2860, 1290 nucleotides long. Its product is annotated as fumarylacetoacetase-like protein. The record is from RefSeq and is a predicted model, not a curated record. Gene Ontology annotation, molecular function: fumarylacetoacetase activity. Bases 1 to 1290 code for a protein of 429 amino acids. NCBI's taxonomy places the organism in Eukaryota, Fungi, Ascomycota, Sordariomycetes, Hypocreales, Cordycipitaceae. Gene Ontology annotation, biological process: L-phenylalanine catabolic process; homogentisate catabolic process; L-tyrosine catabolic process. The transcript has 2 exons.